UCAUCAGGAAGUCCAAAGAAAAUGGCAAGAAUAGGAACCUCAAUGGCUUCUUCAAUCACAAUCUUUUUAGUGAUUUUCAUAUCUGUUAGCUUUCCUUCAAGAACCAUAGCAAAUGGCUAUUUCUAUGAUUCACCACCACCCCCAACUCCAGUUUACACAUACGAAGCACCACCACCACCUACACCUGUGUACGAGAUGAAGUACAAGCUUGCACCCGAGUACGAGCCUCCCGUUUACAAACCUCCAAUUCAUAAGCCCCCUGUUUACCAGCCUCCCGUUUACAAGCCUCCAGUUUAUAAGCCCCCUGUUUACAAGCCUCCAGCACACAAACCUCCGGUUUAUAAGCCUCCUGUGUACAAACCCCCUGUUUACAAGCCUCCGGUUUAUAAGCCUCCCGUUUACAGGCCUCCCGUUUACAAGCCUCAUGUUUACAAGCCCCACGUUUACAAGCCUCCUGUUUACAAGCCCCACGUUUACAAGCCUCCGGUAUACACCCCAGUAUACAAACCCCUAAUGUACAAGCCUCCAGUUUACAAGCAUCCUGUGUACACUCCAGUUUACAAGCCACCCACCCCCGUCCAUUGAUAACAAUGAUAAUAUGUCAACACCCCCGCCCCCCCCACCCCAAGUUCAUAAAUACCAGUGACUACCUUCUACAUUAUUGUUACCAUGUAAAAAUUACAACCUCCAACUACUCUAGCAUCCAAACAUUAAUAAUUUUUGAAGCAUCUCGAAACACAGAGAGCAUAAGGGACGAACAUGUAGAGAUGUUUCAUUGUAUAUGUUAUCACUAAUUUAUUUCAGUGUGUAUUUGGUGUGUAAUUAUGAGCCAUUGAAACUCUAUGUUGCUAUAAUUUCAUUUAUUUUGUACGGUUGGAAAUUAUAAACUUUGUAUCUACACUUUAUUUUGAAUUUGAAUGAAGAUA
This is a messenger RNA of Papaver somniferum (opium poppy), 926 nucleotides long. RefSeq names its product repetitive proline-rich cell wall protein 1-like. The coding region runs from base 22 to 585 and encodes 187 amino acids. Lineage: Eukaryota; Viridiplantae; Streptophyta; Magnoliopsida; Ranunculales; Papaveraceae. The record is from RefSeq and is a predicted model, not a curated record. Gene Ontology annotation, molecular function: structural constituent of cell wall. The transcript has a single exon.